Danaus chrysippus (African queen) is the source of this 4089-nucleotide messenger RNA. NCBI's taxonomy places the organism in Eukaryota, Metazoa, Arthropoda, Insecta, Lepidoptera, Nymphalidae. The record is from the annotation of a GenBank genome assembly.
AUGUACUGUUCCAACAUGCCUUACUAUGACGAGAGUUUUAUUCAUGAUGACAAUCAGAAUCAAAGAAGGAAUAAACGAAGUUAUCAUGUUUAUAAAACCAACAGCCCUCUCGCUUUCCUGGAACCGAAUGAUGUCAUACACACAAUCGAUGAUAGGGGGACAUCUGUGAUUAAAAGGAAUAUAAGGAACAUUAAAUAUCGUGGUAAUAAGUACAGACCCGAUACUACAACAUCACAUUAUGUUCCUAUUUUAAGAAGUAGAACUCCAGACAGAUUCACUGCGAAUUAUCCUCGGAUAAGUGCAUUCGAUCCCAAGAAGUUAUAUGACAUACGCAAUAAUAACGUACCCCAAUUAAUACCGUGCAAGAGUUUCGAUAACUUAACUCUGAGGUAUGGAAAAAAGGUUGUGGUGAAGGAUAAAAUCAGAAACGGUAAAAGCCUUCAAGACCUAGUGCGUGUAGAAAGCAUAAAACAUUACGUCUCACCGGCUGAAGAUUAUUUCGUGUCACGAAAAGCCGAUUUAAAAAAUUCGUAUUCCGUGAUAGAGGCACGACUGAAACCUGUGCAUCGGCGCGUCUCGAGGAGCGCAGCCCCCGGUGUCGGAGUUUAUAGGAAGAUUAGCGGAGAUAACAAUGGACCUAUAUGUGUUAAAGAGAACGAGGUCUGCGGUGAAGCGGGGUCGGGGCACCGCGGUUCAUUGCGCGGCGCCAACAAACUAGCACGACGGGCGCGCUCCUUCAAGGACGACCUACUGGAGCGAAUCUCUAACAUGAGGUCUCCAGCACAGCCUCCUCAUCCGCCUCAUCUCUCCAAUAUCAGAUCGCAUUCCCCGCUUAGUCCGAAGCCUCGUAAUAUGGGGGCGAAGGUUGCGGACGAGAGCGAGAUUACGCCUGCCAAAGAACUCGAACGGCUAGUCAAAGAGGUCACAUUCGGCUUGAAACAUUUCUCCGAUGUCAUCACAAAGAGGAAACUGGAAAUGUUGCCGGACAACGGCACCAUUGUGUUCGAGUCUAUCGCGAAUAUACACAAAGCAAUAAAACCAUACUGCAGUCGAUCUCCACCACUAAUGAGUGCUGUGAAGCGGCUAUGUACGGCGCUAGCGAUGCUCAUACGUCUAUGCGACGAGGUUACCGUGGUCAGUUUGAGGGCGGAUGCCAAUGAUACGGAAAUGGAGAUAUCAACGGCGGCCCUCUCGCCGGAGCACGUGAGCUCUGUGGUGAAGAGUGUGACGUCAUCAGUGGAGGAGGUCGCCAGCCUCGCACAGCAGCACAUGAUCAGACCAGCAUUGUCUCCACGACCGGCUGUCGUCUCGCCUAGAGCAUCUGCACAGAGGAACUCCUUGCCUGAUAUUCCCCUGACUCCUAAGGAGUUGUCCUUACUGACUGGUGCCCCGGGCGGUGAUGCGGCUGGUGUUCGUGCCUCACACUCCUCGGAGUCAGUACUGGACGCACCGGACACGCCGCCACCUAAACCAGCACGACCAAACAGGAAAAUCGACUUGGCCCCACCGUUACCGCCCAAGCGCAAGUCCGCGAACGACAACUCCCUAUUAGGACUUUCCAUAGACAGACUCUCUCUUCAAUCACAUAGCAGCGGUUCUUUGGACUCUAUGUUGAACGUGUCAAACGACGCUCACGACUCAUUGAACCACGAUGUGUUCGUGCCUCCAAAUAAUUCAGAAUUGAUGGGUAUAUGUAGCUGUAAUAACAUGAGUGAAAUGCGAACAUCGGUGGAGUCUCACGAGUCUCACAUGAACAACAUCCACGGUCAUUCAAACCACAACCGUUUCUCCAACGAAUCAGGCUUCGUGUCCGUCGGUCAUUCCGAGAUAUCUACUGAACACAGUUUUGUAUCUACGUUCUCAUCUCACCACUACUCGAGCCACACUGACAGUACUUUUGAAAGUACAGAGUAUGUGAGCGAAAUGAAGUGCACAGUACAGAGCGUUGAGGGGCGCGUUAAUAUGUACGUGAACAGUGGAGGAGACAAAUUAGCGAGCAUCACGUCAGACGAGUCAGAGACUCCGCCUGAGCUGCCAGUGAAGACUCGACGGAAUAUUCGGGCUGAUAUGCAACAGUACUUCCCUAACGUCGAGAUCAGAAAAGCUCCUUUCUCCCUGCACGAAACGCGUCCCCACACGCUAGCGGAGCACAAUCACCAGCGACCGCCGCCGCUGCCUCUCAAGAAGAAACAUAUGUUUCAAAGCGUCGCGUACAGUGUAAUGGCCUACAUGGAGAUGUUUGGUAACUGCAGUCAUACCCUGAACGCUCAUGCAGCCAUCAAUUCAGAAGCGCCACCUGAUAUGUUCCGUCAUUCCAUACAUACGUAUAAUUUGACCAGUGCUCAACAAUCAAGUUCAGGAACUAUAAGCGUGGGUCAUCAUCAGGUUUCGAGAACCAUGGCUUCAUCGCUAACCGUACAACAUUUAAGCACGCCACCAUUAAGUGGUUCAGAUGACAGCGUCAGUAUGAAGACGUCUAGUAGAAGCAGUCCCGUGCCGCCCGAGCCGCCCGCUCUGCCCCCCAAAAUGAGUAAAAGUAAACAGAUAAUGAAUUCAAGCAAUGAGCUUUUACCCCCGCCAUCACCGCGGCCCUCUUCACACAACAGCUCACUGGCUGAUGAGUCUAUGUUGAAUAAUGUGAGUUCAGAAGAGAUGUACGUGAGUUUAUCAUCUCCUGGAAAGUUUCCUGUGGACGAAGAGGAAUUGGAUAGACUUGUGCAGCCUCUACCGUCACCUGUACCCUCACAGCGAAGCGAAAGUAGUACGGAACCUGCGGUCACUACCGAAGCAAAUAACACGAGUGAAUCCGACCCUGAUGAUAUAAUACUUCAGACUGAUGUCGCUGGCUGGCUCUCACUGAAAGGAGCCAAUAAAGAGGGACCCGAAGUACGGGGUGGGCAUCCUGACGCGUUGAUAGUACUGGCCACAAAAGCUACCAAAGAAACGGACGAGUAUUUCGCAUACCAAGAAGCGUUCCUGGCUACGUACCGUACAUGGGUGUCUCCGGGAGAGUUAGUUCGUAAGUUGGUGCGACGCUCACAACACUUCCGGUCAAGGACGCACGACCUAAGAUCAACGCUCAGUCUGCUUACACGUGUGGUAGCAGAUCUCACGAUGGCUGACCUGGAGCGAACACUAAUGCAGGAAAUUAUGGAAUUCAUCUAUUGGUUAGUGGAAGCAGAAGAGCUACCCAUCUCAAAAGCUUUAAGGCAAAUAUUAGUCGAUAAACAGAAACAAUUGCACUUCCAAAACACAAAUAAUAGAUACGAAUACGACACUCCGUGUUACGGCAGCGUAUCUCUAAGACGGGACACAUUACUCGACUUCAAGGCCAGUGAUCUGGCGGAACAGAUGACAUUAUUAGAUUCGGCCUUGUUUAUUCGUAUAACAACCGCUGAGGUAUUGUCGUGGCCACGCGAUCAAUCCGAGGAGAGCUCGCCAAACCUCACAAGAUUCACUGAGCAUUUCAACAAAAUGAGCUAUUGGGCACGAUCUAGAAUAUUGGAACAGUACGAGGCCAGAGAACGCGAGAAGUACGCCAGCAAAGUUCUGAAAGUGAUGAAGUCUCUCCGUAAACUGAAUAACUUCAACUCAUACCUGGCGCUGGUGUCGGCGUUGGACUGUCCUCCCGUACGCAGACUUGGUUGGCCGAGGGCGGUCGCCGACGCUCUUAGGGACCACUGCGCUCUCAUAGACUCCUCACACUCCUUCCGAUCAUAUAGACAGGCAUUGGCAGAUACACAGCCACCUUGCAUACCUUAUAUUGGUCUUGUUCUGCAAGACUUGACUUUCGUUCACGAGGGUAACCCUGAUUUAUUACCCGAUGGCACCAUAAACUUCACAAAAAGGUGGCAGCAGUACCACAUCAUGGAAAACAUGAAGAGAUUCCACAAAGAGCAGUACAAGUUCAAGAAGAACGAGCGCAUCCAGGCUAUGUUCAACGAGUUUGACGACGUAUUGAGUGAGGAGACCAUGUGGCAGAUAUCCGAGACGAUCAAGCCGCGAGGAGGACGGUCGAGGAACACUUCCGCGCCCUCGCCCCCCGCGCCGCCCCCCGCACACCACCCGCCCGCCGCCGCAGCUACCUAA